Pyrus x bretschneideri (Chinese white pear) is the source of this 979-nucleotide messenger RNA. RefSeq names its product peroxidase 9-like. Lineage: Eukaryota; Viridiplantae; Streptophyta; Magnoliopsida; Rosales; Rosaceae. Bases 20 to 979 code for a protein of 319 amino acids. Gene Ontology annotation, biological process: response to oxidative stress; hydrogen peroxide catabolic process. The record is from RefSeq and is a predicted model, not a curated record. Gene Ontology annotation, molecular function: heme binding; peroxidase activity. The transcript has 5 exons.
CCUUGGACUUGAAUUACCAAUGGCAGUCUUCAGAGGAACUUUCUUAGGUCUCGUAGUUGUGACAUUGGUGGUCUCAGCCACGCUUUCCGCCGCUCACCUGGAGGGUUUCAACUUUGGGUCGGUUGGGUCUCAAGGUCUUUUCCCAGAAUUCUAUCAAUCCUCGUGCCCUCAGUGUUGUGUUAAUGACAUUGUCAUCUCCAUGUUACAGCGGGCGAUUGAGAAGGUUCCCCGGGUGGCAGCCUCUUUGAUAAGGCUUCACUUCCACGACUGUUUUGCUCUGGGUUGUGACGCCUCGGUGCUGUUAGACAACAGCACGAUAAUACGGAGCGAAAAGGGGGCAAAACCAAACGUGAAUUCUCUGAGAGGGUUUGAAGUAAUCGAUGAGAUCAAGGCCAAGGUAGAAGAAGCAUGUCCCCUGACAGUGUCAUGCGCUGAUAUUGUCGCUCUUGCUGCUAGGGGAUCCACUGUACUAAGCGGUGGACCUGACUGGGUGUUGCCACUAGGAAGAAGGGACUCCAUAACUGCGAGUGCAGAAGCAUCAGAUAGCGACAUUCCAGCACCAAUACCCCUUCUCUCAGCCCUAAUAACCGCCUUUGAGCGUCAGGGUCUUGACGAAACAGACCUGGUUGCCCUGUCAGGAGCGCAUACAAUGGGGUUUGCCAAGUGUCGGUUGGCCAGGAAAUCUGUUUGCCCUGGCGGAGGUGGCGACAACACCACUGCUCCCUUGGACGUUGUUUCCCCUACAAGGUUCGACAACAGCUACUUCAAGCUUAUAGUUGGGGGACAUGGACUUCUCCCUUCAGACCAAGUGCUUCUGACUGGGAAGGGAAGGCAGGCGGCUGAGCUGGUGAACACCUACGCAGCUAAUGAGAGUUUAUUCUUUCAGCAGUUUGCUAAGUCCAUGGUUAAGAUGGGGAACAUUAAUCCUCUCACUGGAUCAAAGGGACAAGUCCGGAAGGACUGUCGCCACCUUAAUUAA